Molecule: messenger RNA, 1083 nt
Organism: Sporothrix brasiliensis 5110
Lineage: Eukaryota; Fungi; Ascomycota; Sordariomycetes; Ophiostomatales; Ophiostomataceae
Product: adenosine kinase
Exons: 2
Coding region: 1-1083 (360 amino acids)
Biological process (GO): purine ribonucleoside salvage
Cellular component (GO): nucleus; cytosol
Molecular function (GO): adenosine kinase activity
Source: RefSeq, a predicted model, not a curated record
AUGGCUGCUCAGAAGAACUUCCGUCUCCUGUGUCUGGAGAACCCUCUCCUCGACAUCAUUGCCGACGGCGACCAGGCUACUCUGGACACCUACAAGAUCAAGGCGAACGAUGCCAUCCUUGCUGAGCCCCAGCACCUCGGCAUCUACGAGGACUUCCUCAACAACCGCAAGGCUGCCCUCUCCGCCGGCGGUGCUGCCCAGAACACCGCCCGUGGUGCUCAGUACAUCCUGCCCGAUGACAGCGUCGUCUUCCUGGGCGGUGUUGGCAAGGACAAGUACGCUGAUAUCCUGAGCGAGACGGCCGCGAAGGCCGGUUUGCGUGUCGAGUACCGCGUCGACGAGAAGGUGCCUACUGGCCGUUGCGCUGUCGUCGUGACCCCCGGCAACCGCUCCAUGAUCACCGACCUCGGUGCCGCCAACCACUACGACCUCGAGCACCUGCAGUCGCCCGCCAUCUGGCCCCUUGUCCAGAGCGCCGAGGCCUUCUACAUUGGUGGCUACCACCUGACGGUGUGCCCGCCGGCCAUUAUGGCCCUGGCCAAGGAGGCCGCGGCUAACGACAAGACUUUUGUUCUGUCCAUCUCGGCCCCCUUCAUCCCGCUCGCCUUCAAGGACGCUCUGGAUGCCACCUUGCCCUACCUCGACUUUGUCCUCGGCAACGAGGGAGAGGCCGCCGCCUUUGGCAACACCCACGGCGUCAGCAACAUUGACCUGGCUGAUGUCGAUGGCACGGCCACCACGGCUGACCUCAAGAAGAUUGCCCAGUACAUGGCCGACCUGCCCAAGGAGAACACCAAGCGCAAGCGUGUCGCCAUUGUGACGCACGGCAGCCAGCCCACUCUGGUCGCCGUCCAGGGCGAGACCGAGGUCAAGGAGUACCCUGUCCGCGCUAUUGCCAAGGACGACAUUGUCGACACCCUGGGUGCCGGCGACGCCUUUGCUGCUGGUUUCGUGGCCGGCCUCAUCGAGGGCAAGUCGCUCGAUGUCUGCAUUGACCAGGGCCAGUGGCUGGCCAGCCUGUCGCUGACCCAGCUCGGCGCCUCGUACCCCUUCCCGAAGCAGACCUUCACCCCGAAGGCAUAA